CUGGUGUGGUUGUAGUUUCCAACUCUGUCGAGCUUUGAAGAGUUUUUUUUGACGUUUCAACGGCGAUGUAUGCUCUGCCCUUGUUGGUUCACAGAAGCUGUCUUGAGUUCAAAAGGAGCAAUCCUAACCAAAGGUCUAAGUAUCACUUAUUCAUUUCCUUCUAGCUGUAAAUUCCAUGCGACACUAAAUUACGGUCGAUGUCAUUAUAGCAUACGUUUUGAUGUUUUUAUCCUUUAGAACACACCUCUUGCAUCGAAGGUCUUUGAAACUUCCUCUGCCAUUGAUCUAAAAGGAAGUGGAACAUUGCUUGGUUUGUCUUAGGAGCAGUGAUGAAUUUCAUGAUUGGACCGAACCUGGAUUAGUUCUGCAUCAUGGCCUAGCAUUGGUUGGUGUUAUUUAUGACAGCAAUUGGUGAAGGGCACAUCUUCUGUAACCGGCUUCUGCCUUAGUCUGCAGCAUGAUCAUCGUCCCAUGGCAUUUUCUUAUUGCAACAUUGGUCGAAGCUUAAUGAUCAGGUGAUUGCUACCCAUUGACGCCGUUUGGUUAGUUGUUGCAAGCUAGUGUCGAUUUUUCAGCAAGCUAUGGUAACAUUUCCUUCCGUGCUUUACUCAUUGGUUUUCUCUUUAGAGCAUCGCGGGAGUUGUUGGGCAUUCUCAGCAAUAGCUGCUGUGGAAGGAGUGAAUAAGUUAGCGACAGGCGAUCUAAUUUCGCUAUCAGAACAAGAACUUGUGGACUGUGAUACAUCAUAUAAUGAGGGAUGCAAUGGUGGACUUAUGGACUAUGCCUUUGAGUUCAUCAUCAAUAAUGGUGGCAUUGACUCCGAAGAGGAUUACCCCUACCGUGCUAUUGAUGGUAGAUGUGAUCAGAACAGAAAAAUGCUAAAGUUGUUUCAAUUGAUGACUAUGAGGAUGUUCCCGCUUAUGAUGAAGGUGCUUUGAAAAAGGCUGUUGCAAAUCACCGUGUGACUAAAAGAGCUUGGAAGGUGUGUUAUAAAGUCCAUGGUG
Lathyrus oleraceus (garden pea) is the source of this 1004-nucleotide messenger RNA. RefSeq names its product probable cysteine protease RD21B. The record is from RefSeq and is a predicted model, not a curated record. The coding region runs from base 582 to 938 and encodes 118 amino acids. Gene Ontology annotation, molecular function: cysteine-type peptidase activity. The transcript is spliced from 5 exons. NCBI's taxonomy places the organism in Eukaryota, Viridiplantae, Streptophyta, Magnoliopsida, Fabales, Fabaceae. Gene Ontology annotation, biological process: proteolysis.